UGUCUAGCAUAGCUAGUAGUUAGUUUGAAUACAUUCUCAUACUCUUGAAGCUCAGACUAUUCUAAGUCAUAAACAUAACUAUCUUAUUAUAUUCCUUCCAUAAUAAGCUCUUGUUAUACAUUGUUCCUCUGCUCUAGGAAGCUAAACCCUUCCGAAGUGGCUUACAUUAGUGAAGCUAGUCGGUAUUGGGAAAGUAUUCCUAACACAGAUGUAGUGCCGUCAGCACCACCAUAGUCCUUGAAGAAGCGAGCAACGAAGACUGGGUUGACUAAAAGACCCGCCAUAAUUCCUAUAAUACUCAGAAUGUGAAACAGUUCAUCAGAACGGACACGAACCCGAGUUGUAUCCAAAUAAUGCGUCCCCGAGACUCCCAAAGGCGCACGUCGCAUAGAGCAAAGCAGCGCCUUUGAUAGGGUAUCUGGCAUUGAUCUUCUUCGGCUUCAACUUCUUCUCAAGCCAGCUCUCCUGUUGAGAGACGAGUUGGGCAACAGACUGAGAUCGAUCGCGGAUCACAGCAUUCUGCUCUGCAACCGAAGAUCUUCUGCCGCUAGCCAUGUUUCAAUGGGUUAAGUAUUGGAAAUCAAGACUAUAGUUAAUGAAAACUCUGAUGAGGCGAGGAGCUUAUCUUCACACUCUGGCGAGGACAACCCAGUUUCUUAUAGUUGUGACGGGAACAUCAACCUAUACCUAUUCAAUACAAGUGGACCUAUCCAUGGGGCAAAUGGCGGGGUUCUGGGGUUGUAAUGAGGAGUCAAGUCGUAUCAUGGGGAAUACCGCAUGGCUAACUGUCAGCAUCACAAUGAGGCUGAAGAAAGAGGCAAGGCUAGAUUCAAAAGCUAACGUUAUUUCGUAUGGUCAGAGUAAAAUUAAUGGAGCUGCUUUGUCGAACGCUAAGGUUCCGACGGCUUCUUGGCGGAGUACCCGCCGGAACCGUUAUUACUUCCGUCGGAACCGUAGAUAAAACUAGGAUCCGUACCUCCCCGUAGCUAGUAUAAUUUCAAUAAGGCUCUCUCGGCUUAAACUCGGCAUAAGCUCUCUAUAUUACUUCAUAUAACAUGAGCGGCUGAAUAUGACCACAUCUUCUAUCGUAGGCACAAUAAUAUAUGGCGCCCUUGGCAAAAGAUACGCGGAGUGAGCAGCACGAUACUGCUCAGGAGCUGACAGACCGUGCCUUCGUACUACGGAAACUUGGAGAGUUCUACUAUGAAGAUCGGCCUCAGCCCAGCCUUCAAUCUCCUCGAGACGUCUUAGUCCAAAUCGUCGCGACCGGCCUGUGUGGAUCUGAUAUACAUUACUGGACACAUGGCCGAGUUGGGCCUUACGUGGUUGAGAAACCCCUCAUCCUCGGCCACGAAUCCUCUGGCAUAGUGAAAGCCUAUGGAAGAGAUGUCAAAAAUCUCAAAGUGGGCGAUCGAGUGGCUCUUGAACCUGGCAUCGCCUGCAAUACAUGUACUCUUUGUCGCGGCGGAAAGUACAACCUCUGUGAAUCCAUGCGAUUUGCUGCAACACCUCCAUACGAUGGCACACUAUCCACUCACUACGUCCUUCCUGAAGAGUGCUGCUUCAAACUCCCGCAUUCUAUAUCAUUUGAGGAAGGUGCCUUGGUUGAACCACUCAGUGUCGCUGUACACAGUUGCAAGCUUGCAGGAAUAAGUCUGGGAACAUCGCUAGUGGUAUAUGGUGCCGGUCCAAUUGGACUACUAAGCUGCGCGGUCGGUAGAGCUCUUGGGGCUACUACUAUUGUAGCUGUGGAUGUUGUGCAAAGUCGACUUGAUUUUGCGAAAAAUUAUGCAGCAACCGGAUCAUAUAAGAUGGAAGAGCAACAUAUCGAGCUUACCGUAGAGAUGGCCAGGUCAAAUAUAGGCAUUCCGGAUGGACCAGAGGUUGUUAUUGACGCUACUGGUGUUGCCUCCUGUAUAAAUCAUGGUAUUACUGCCAUGAGGAGAGGAGGAACUUUUGUGCAAGUGGGUUUGAGCGCUAAAAAGAUCGAUUUUGCUAUGAUGCAGAUAUGCGAUAAGGAAAUUACGCUCAAAGGCAGCUUCCGAUAUGGACCUGGAGAUUACGCAUUGGCAAUUGAGCUUCUGCAAACUGGAAAAGUCAAUUUAAAAGAACUCAUCACGCACAUACAUGAUUUUGACGACGCGGAAAAAGCCUUUGAGACGGUACUGAAGCGAGAAGGUAUCAAGAGUAUCAUACGUGGUCCUAACUUUACAGGUCAAAAUCCAACAAAUUUUAUUGAAAUUUUUGGAUAGCCUAUGCAAAACGGUUUAUUGGAAUAUAUUAUGAUUGAUUAUCAUUUAUUCUAUAUAUAGUCGAAUACAUUUCCCUUGCAGGUCUACGCAGACUGUCUAUCUACCUUGAGUGUGUUAUAACCAUAACACGGGAAACACCAAGAACCAUCAUUAGAACUAUUGGUUCGGGAAGAAAGAACCAAUUGAAAGUGCAGUAGCGCUCAUUAGGUCUUGGCAUGAGCAGGAUGAGCACGAAUUUCCUAUGUCUAUAAAAACAUCCUGUCCCUACCUCAUUAACG
Molecule: messenger RNA, 2530 nt
Organism: Verruconis gallopava
Lineage: Eukaryota; Fungi; Ascomycota; Dothideomycetes; Venturiales; Sympoventuriaceae
Product: chlorophyll synthesis pathway protein BchC
Exons: 2
Coding region: 1104-2252 (382 amino acids)
Biological process (GO): D-sorbitol catabolic process
Molecular function (GO): L-iditol 2-dehydrogenase (NAD+) activity; zinc ion binding
Source: RefSeq, a predicted model, not a curated record